Fusarium tjaetaba is the source of this 891-nucleotide messenger RNA. RefSeq lists its product as uncharacterized. The record is from RefSeq and is a predicted model, not a curated record. The transcript is spliced from 2 exons. NCBI's taxonomy places the organism in Eukaryota, Fungi, Ascomycota, Sordariomycetes, Hypocreales, Nectriaceae. The coding region runs from base 1 to 891 and encodes 296 amino acids.
AUGAUCGCUCCCAUCGCCUGGGCCUUUGUCGCCCUGGGCGCAUUAACGCCCCUCGUCACAGCGAAUCCAGAAGAUGGUCUUCCCUCAUAUCACUACGGCGCUCCCAUUCCCGUAGAAUGCAUGAACCGCAACUCAGAAACUGGCGAGCAUGUCGAAAACGAAAAGCACGAAAUCGAAUGGAAACCUUUCCCCAUUUGCAACGAAACCGGCCGCUCUCUUGAAUUUAAUUACGGCAAAGAAGGCGAAGUGAACUGCACGAUAGCCAUGAUCGACGACCCUUUCUUCCACCUCCUCGAGUUCUACAUCCACUCCGAUGCGCCUCUAUCAUGUCGUAUCCCUGCGCGUCCAGCGGUCGAAGUCGAAGUCGUUGGCGAGAAGGUCCCCGAGCGCGAAUACGUCCCUGUUGUUUUCGCGCUCGCGGGCACAUUACAGCUUAGCCAUAUACAUAUCAGCACGCAUAUGAACGUGUUGCUACAUAGCACGCCGAAGCAUCAUACUCAUGUUCACGACAGUGGUGUUUUGGAUUCAGCGAUUGCGUAUAGUACCAGUCCGCUGCAUCAUUUACAGGGCUCGCAUACAAGAAAAUUGGUCAUUGGCGAUCCAUUACCGCUGAGCCUCUCUGUGCGAUGGUUCCCUACACCGGCGCUGCCCAAGACAGAAGGAAAGGUUGAAUGGCAGGGCUUAGGUGGUCAUAUUUACGCGAGCACUGUGUUCUACAGUCUCGUGUCCUUUGGCGCUGGUGUGUUGUGUGCUACUAUGUACACUCUUGGUGUGAUUCUGCCCAGGAGACUCAAGGGACGAGCUCUUGGGGGUGCGACGCCUUUGGGAUAUGGAGUGAGCACUAUGGGCAAUGGAUGGGGAUACUCGAAGCAGAAUAAGAGAAUGGACUGA